Messenger RNA from Tilletiaria anomala UBC 951, 2782 nucleotides. Its product is annotated as putative MEF1-translation elongation factor G, mitochondrial. NCBI's taxonomy places the organism in Eukaryota, Fungi, Basidiomycota, Exobasidiomycetes, Georgefischeriales, Tilletiariaceae. Gene Ontology annotation, molecular function: translation elongation factor activity; GTPase activity; GTP binding. Gene Ontology annotation, cellular component: mitochondrion. The transcript has 3 exons. The record is from RefSeq and is a predicted model, not a curated record. Bases 61 to 2598 code for a protein of 845 amino acids. Gene Ontology annotation, biological process: mitochondrial translational elongation.
GCAAGUUCAAGAUCAGAGCCGAGGAAGCUGCAGCGGAUUGGUGCCCUGCGAGACCAAGUGAUGAGGAUGGCGUCUUCAAGUCGACUUCUCGCCCGUGCUGCUGGCUAUGCGGGCCGGCGAUCAGGUGCGAGUCUUGUCCGUCCUACCGCCACGCCGAUCCGGUGCGCUACUGUUUCUCUGACUGCUGGCCGAGCAACUGCGUUACCGCCAAGCAGUCGAAAUCAGCAACGUCGAUUAUAUGCUGCAGUAGCGGCAGUGGCUUCCACUGCUUCAGAGUCGCCGAUAGCACAAGUUGCCCACUGUGGUGGCCACGAGCCGAUACCGCUCUCCGAUGCGGAUGUACGCCGACUGUUGCGGCAACGCAACGUCGGGAUCUCUGCGCACAUCGACUCAGGCAAGACCACUUUAACGGAGCGCGUCUUAUACUACACUGGGCGUAUCAAGGAGAUUCAUGAAGUGCGCGGCAAAGAUGCUGUCGGCGCCAAGAUGGACUCGAUGGAGCUGGAGAGGGAGAAAGGUAUCACCAUUCAAUCGGCCGCGACUUUCUGCAGCUGGAAGGCAACGCCGCCGACGCAGACAGCUUCCAUCUCUGGAGAUGUCGCAACCAUGGAAGCAGGUGCGGGGAAAACUAAAGAAGAAUUCAACAUUAACAUCAUCGACACUCCCGGCCAUGUUGACUUUACGAUCGAGGUUGAGCGUGCCUUGCGUGUGCUAGAUGGUGCUGUACUCGUUCUUUGUGCCGUCUCGGGCGUCCAGUCACAAACGAUCACCGUAGAUAGGCAAAUGCGAAGAUACUCGGUACCCAGGAUCUCCUUCAUCAACAAGAUGGACAGGCAAGGCUCCAACCCUUGGAGAGUCAUCAAUCAGAUUCGCACCAAGCUUCGCAUGCCGGCUGCAGCUGUGCAGCUCCCGAUCGGGUCGGAAGAAGCAUUUGAUGGUGUCAUUGACCUCGUCCGAUGGAAGGCUGUUUACAACGAGGGUGUCAAAGGCAACGAGAUCCGAGAGACAGAAGAUAUCCCUGCGGAUCUGCUAGAACUUGCCAAGGAGAAGCGUGCCGAGCUAAUUGAGCAGCUCGCCGAGAUUGACGAUGAAAUGACCGAGAUUUUCGUAGAGGAGCGCGAGCCCACGAUCGACGAGCUUGCUGCUGCGAUUCGCCGGUCCACUGUUGCAUGCAAGUUUUCCCCUGUCUUCAUGGGAUCCGCCAUCAAGAACAAGGGCGUCCAGGCCAUGCUCGACGGUGUCUGCAAUUAUCUACCCAACCCAGCUGAGGUACCCGCGACGGCUCUUGACAUGAGCCCUGCCGCCCAGCGUAAGACCGUGGAGGAAGCAGCUGAAGGAGGAGAGGAUGUGGCAGCUGGUAGGAACGUCUCCAAGUCCGAGCCUCCGACUGUAUCGCUGGCACCUGCAGCCGAAGCCCCUCUUGUCGGUCUAGCGUUCAAGCUGGAAGAAGGGCGUUACGGACAGCUGACCUACAUGCGUGUCUAUCAAGGUACUCUCCGCCGUGGCAACCUCAUUUUCAAUGCCCGCACUGGCAAGAAAGUUAAGGUGCCUCGCUUGGUGCGCAUGCACUCAAACGACAUGGAGGAUGUGGAAGCGGUCGGUCCAGGCGAGAUUUGCGCCAUGUUUGGUGUCGAAUGCUCCUCAGGCGACACAUUCACCGAUGGCACUACGACAUUGAGUAUGACCAGCAUGUACGUUCCAGAGCCGGUCAUCUCACUCGCCAUCCACCCGGAAGGCAAGGAGGCCUCGCAAAAUUUCUCGCGUGCGCUCAAUCGCUUCCAGAAGGAAGACCCGACAUUCCGCGUCCACAUUGACCCGGAGAGCAACGAGACUAUCAUUUCGGGCAUGGGCGAGCUCCAUCUGGAAAUCUAUGUGGAGCGCAUGCGCAGAGAGUACAAUGUACCAUGCACCACCGGCAAGCCUCGCGUCGCAUUCAGGGAGACUAUUUCUCAACGGGCCAACUUUGCUUACACGCACAAGAAGCAGAGUGGUGGUGCAGGUCAGUUUGGCCGAGUGAUGGGCUACAUCGAGCCUAUGAGCAUCGACGAAGAGACGGGCAAGGACGUCGCUUUCGAGAACCGCGUUGUUGGAGGCUCCAUCCCUAACGGAUACUUCCCAGCCUGCGAGAAAGGAUUCCUCGACGCUCUCGAGAAGGGGGCGCUGUCGGGCCACCCAGUCACCGGUGUCCGCUUCGUUCUGGAGGACGGUGCGGCGCACAGUGUCGAUUCUUCCGAACUCGCCUUCCGACUCGCCACUGCAGGCGCCUUCCGCGAAGCGUUCCAGAAGGCAACGCCUGUCAUCCUGGAGCCGCGCAUGUCUGUCGAAGUCACUGCGCCGACCGAGUUUCAAGGCGCUGUUAUCGGCGCGCUCAACCAGCGCAAGGGCACGAUCGAGGACACGGAUGUUCGGGAGGAAGAGUUCACACUCACCGCCGAGGUCAGCUUGAAUGACAUGUUUGGAUACUCCAGCCAACUGCGUGGCUUGACACAGGGCAAGGGAGAAUUCUCGAUGGAGUACAAACGCCACGAGCCCGUCAUGAUGAACAUUCAGAAGGAGCUGCAAGAGGCUUAUCGCAAGAAGCAAUUAGAGAAAAAGUAAAGCGCGCUCAAUCGGUGCACGCAAGCUCGAGCAUCUGUAAUCAUAGAGGUUCCUCCAUCGCAACUGAGUCGAUCCCCCGCCGUAGCAACUAUGCGAUUCGGAUGAGCUCUGUGGCUCGAAUGCUUGAAAUGACAAGCGCAAGGCAACCUCGAACCGAUACGUCGAGCGUUGGCAGGCAAGACGU